UAACACUUUUUUUAAUACGGAUCAGCAGUUAAAAUAAUACUUGCUUAAAGAACUCUUCUCCUUUAUUUUACUCUCGGAAAUUUCAUGUACAUUUUAUAUCCCUGAUGACGAAACAUUUUUAUUAAAAAGUUUGAUUUAUGUACUAAUUUUUCAUUAUAAGAAAGCCCCUCCUUUGAAAUUGGCGGCCAUUCGAUUCUACUUGGCAACCUCUUUUUAACGCCAAAAAAGAUUCCUUUACUCCCGCUCUACCCGUUCUCGUCAUUUUAUACCACAGACGUCCGUCAAGGGAUGGAGUGCGAAGAGCGGUGCGGAUCUUAUGGAAACUAAAAGAAAUCUUUCUCUUCAUCUUCAUCAACUUCCUGAACAUAGAGGUUCCUGUUAAUCACCCUCUUUUUUUGAUAAGAAAAAUUCUUUUUCUUUCGCCGAAAUUCAAUCAUCAGUACUUCAUUUUUAUCGCUUCAAAUUAUUGUGAUGUUGAAAUUGUGAAAGGGGAAAAAAUUAUGCAUAAAGGCAUUGUAGUUACAAUACCCGCAUGGGUCACUUUUCUGGGAUAUUAUUAUGUGUGUUUUUAAUUAAGUGUGAUGACAGAUUUGGUAGAGCCUCCUAAGAAUUCUCCUACUUAGUGGAUAUUUUACUGUCGGUAUAUCAAAAGGGAUAUUAACUUGUUUGUAACUGCGGCAGAUCCCAAUUUUUCACUGGAUUCUAAAAAGGCUAUGACUAAGAAAGAGUGCAGGAUGGCUUCUCCAGAAUGGGUGGAGAUUGUGGAGCCGAUAACGAAGGUGACAAUGUAUGCCAAUCUGACGACAGGUGAAUGUGUUCGAGAAAUACCUCCUGGAAAAGUGAAGAAGAUGGAUGAGAAUCAGUGGUGGGAGUUGUUUGAUAGAGAAAAUUCUAGAUUUUAUUAUUAUAAUGCAACUAGUCAAAGGACUGAAUGGCAUAAGCCACAGAAUUGUGAUAUUAUACCACUGGCCAAGCUUUGGACUUUGAAGCAAAAUACUGAAGUAAGGGACAAUGAUGACCGAAUGCAUGCCAAGAAAGAAUCAGUAUCAACUCAAACCACAAAUCGAGGCAUAGGGGCUGAUGGAUAUAUUCGUUUUUCUAAACCUCCUAUGUGCACUGUUUCCACUCAGACUAGUCCUGCUGCAUCCCCUCGAGAUUGUAGGCAUCAUAGGCAUCAUCACCGACAUGCAUCUAGUCCAUCUGGAGCACUCUAUUCAUCUCGAAGCCCUUCGUACAGUGAGGAUGCUGUAGUUAGUGAUAUUCGAAGAGAUGGCCAAUACCCACUCUCCAAUUCAUACUCUGGCCGUUCCAAUGAUUAUGGUCGCUUACAACCAUCACCAGGAACCCACACUGGUCAUAAGAAGUAUGAUUCUUGUUGUUCUUCUGAUAGUGUCGGAUCUAGCUUUUCACAGAAAAUACAUGAUAGUCCAGAACAAAAUGGCAUGGUCUAUGACCCUCGGAACUCUUCAAAGCCUUUGGACACUAGUCGUAGACAUCGAUCUUUAGACCAUGAACGUGGAACGACCAGUACUUCUUGGAAGCAUCACAGCAUCGAUGAUCAAGGAAAUGUAAACCGGGGAACCACGCCUAGAGUUAGUGAACCAGUAUCUCAAAAACCCCAACCUCACAGAAAACACAAAAGUGAAGAUCUGUCACCGAAAACUAAUUUCUUCUCAGCAUACCCGCAAUCUGAUAGCUUACGUGACAGCUGCCUAUCUAGUACACCUUCAAAUAUAAGACAUCAGUGGUCUCGUAGCACUUCUGAUUCCAGUACAUCUAGUCCUCAGAGUCCCCCUGUAGUGCCAAACAGAGAAGUUCAAGUGAUACGGGGAGAGGAUGGCAGUCUUUUUGCUUUCAGUGAUGUGCCACAUGAUUCAAGUGACAGUUCCCCUCAAUCUUUGGACUCUGCAAGGGGACUCGAUAGUAGCUUCAUUUCUCAAAGUAGUCUUAUGUCUUUAGAUAGCCAACAAAAGAGCGUGUCUGAAUCUGCGACUUCACCAAAUCUCCGACAGCUGCAUGUCGCUCCUAAAGUUCCUUCGUAUGAAAAGGAACAAAGAACUAAACUUCACCACAGUCAGGAAACUAGAGAAAUGCCAACUUCAUAUUAUCAAAGUUCAGCAAUUGCUCAUGAACCCAAAAACAAUGUUGUAAAUAAUUCCUUCAGGCAAAAUGAGCAACCCACUCCCUUGUAUAGCAAUUAUCCCUCCCUCUGGGACUCUCAAGGUGAUAGCCAGACAUACCUUUUGCCUUUGCAGCAUUAUUUGCUUGAGCAAGCUAAACUGUCAGGCUAUCAAUUUGGGGAUAUAAUUGGUGAUGAUCUUGACUCACUUUCACAAAGUGAUGAUGAUUCAGAUGGGCAUCGAGAUGAAGAUGAUGAUUUUGCAGAUGAUGAAGCUAUGAGCCAUCAAGACUCUUCUUCUCAAGAAUAUUUAGAUGAUGUUAGAUAUCUAGAUGAUGAUGAAGAUGAAGUGUAUUGUGAACCUCCUCCUAAUUUUGGAGAAUCUGAUCCUAGUCACAUGUCUAGUACUCGCCAUUCUUCCUUAAGAAGAAAAAAUACUAAUUUAAUGCCUAGUCAUUCCCCUUCUAUGGAAAAGUCUCAGUCUUUCCAGCCUGACAUGCACCAUGGCCAAAUUCCUCGUCCUCUGUCCAUGCUUGUUACAACCGAUGGGUCAAUGGGCAUCGAUCCUGUGACAGGAAUGCAAAGACAGAUUUCCUCUUCGGGUGGUAAUAAUGCUGGAAAAGAUAAAAAGCAACCUUCUGAAAGUGAUAUUGAAAAAUAUGCUCAAGAUAAUCUCAAUAGGCACAAAAAAGGAAUAUUUAGGAAAAAGUUUACAAUUCAAGAUAUGCUGUCAUGGUCCAAAGACCCCAUACGCAAGCCCAUGAUCAUGACUACUGAUAAAUCACUUAAGAGAGAUGCUUGUGAACUGUUUAAAUCUAUUCAAUGUUAUAUGGGUGAUCGCAAACCUAAAAGUGGACAAUCAGUUGAAGCUGUUUUACUAGAAAUCGCAACUAAGGGAUGGAGCAGUCAGUCAGUGCGAGAUGAGAUAUUUAUUCAAAUAUGCCGGCAAAUAACUGACAACCCAAGACGAGAGGGUUUAAUGCUAGGAUGGGAACUUAUGGCUAUAUGUUUAGGUUUCUUUCCCCCAUCGGUCAAGUUUCAGCCUUAUUUAGAAGGAUUCAUUAACAGGCACAAAGAUACUUCAUUUGAUGCUCCUGAUUUUAAGCUAAGUCAUUAUGCCGCUAUUUGCAGUAAGCGCUUAGAAAGGAUUGCGAAGAGUGGUGCAAAACGAGGGCUACGGAAACCGACAAAUGAAGAAAUAGAACAAUCAAGGAUUCAAAUAUUUAGGCCAUCUAUGUUUGGAAAUUUAUUAGAAGAAGUUAUGGCUCUACAAGCAAACAAAUAUCCUACUCGAUCUUUACCCUGGAUACAAACCACUUUGUCUGAAGCUGUUUUGAAACUUAAUGGAGCUCAAACAGAAGGUAUAUUCAGAGUACCUGGUGAUAUUGAUGAAGUUAAUGUAAUGAAACUUCAAAUCGACCAAUGGGAAGUACCUGCUGACUGUAAUGAUCCCCAUGUUCCUGCUUCUCUUCUAAAGUUAUGGUAUCGUGAACUCUAUGAACCUUUGAUCCCCAGUGAAUUCUAUGACGAAUGCAUUCAGUUUUGCUUAGAUCCUGAGGCUGCUGUAGCUAUUGUGCAGAAAUUACCUGAAAUUAAUCGCCUAGUUUUAUCCUAUUUAAUUCGUUUCCUCCAAGUGUUUGCGGCUGAACAAAAUGCAAGUGUAACUAAAAUGGAUGCCAACAACCUAGCGAUGGUAAUGGCUCCUAACUGUCUGCGGUGCAUGUCGGACGAUCCUAGAAUUAUAUUUGAAAAUACGAGGAAAGAAAUGGCCUUUAUUAAAAUGCUCAUAGAAAAUUUAGAUACUACUUACAUGGAAGGUGUUAUGUAAAGAAAUAACUUUUAUUGCUCUGUAAGGAGAUAGAUCAAAAUAUAUUAAUAUAUGGCUAUCUUUAUGUAAAAGUUAAAAGAUUAGAAAGAGAUCAUUUUGUACUACUUCAUUCAUUACAUUAACAAAAUAGAGAAUCUCAACAUGUUUCUUUUUAUCUCUGCAUGCUUCUAGCUCAUCUCCAUUUAUAAUAAGUGAUUGAAUAUUAUUAUUUGACUGCAUUUAAAAAAGUCACAACAUUUCUGUUAGCUUGUAAUAAUGCUAAUUCGUAAUUGCUAUUUAUCAUGUCUUAAUAUCCAAAUGCAUAUGUUACAUUUCUAUUAUCAUGUUGUUUAAAUGUUUUCAUAUGUUAUAGAUAUUAUAUGAAAUUUUCACGAAAACUGUUAAUCUUUAGGAUUUGAUUGAUUAAAAUUUUUCAUUAGUUGGCAAUAAUUAAAAUGAAAAUUCAAGAAGUUUUUAAAUUUUAUUGAGUGUUUAUUUAAGAACUUCAGUGUUAAUGUUUAAAUUAUAGUUUAUCUCGAACAGAUCUGAUCUGUUUUCAGUAUUUAUAUUAUUCCUUCAAAAUAUUGUUUUUUUUUAUAUAUAUAAUGUUUCCAAUUAGCUACAUUCCGCAUUUACUUAUUUUAGUUCAUCUGUUAAUUUAUUUCUGAGUUAUAAAUAAAUAACUAGAAAAUAUAUAUUUCUAGUAUAGUUAAUUUUUAACUUAGAAUGCAUAAAAUGUAUGCUAUUUAUAGAAGACUGCUUUUCAUUCAUUCUAUUUAAUGAGUUGUGAUAUACAAUCAUUUGUAAUUUUUAAUUUUUUUUAUUUUUAAAAUUACAGUAGAAGAUCUAUAUAGUGCAAUUCUUUAAAUCACAAUACUCCAAAUACCGCAUUAAUUUUGCAAUCUGAAGCUUACUAAAAUUAACAAAUUUGUUGGUUUUCAUUUCUAAUAAUUAUUCUUCUAUAAAUAAUAAGAUAUUUUCCACUGAUAUAUUGCAUGUUUAUUAGGUAAGUUUAAUGAUAUGUGAAAUGAUCAAUAUAACACAAAAUUCUCUUCGAUGCAAAGCCUUAUGUUUCAAGGUUUGCAUUAUAAAGAUCUUCUACUAUAUAAAUUUGUAAUACAUUUAAUAGAAUGUCAAAAUUCUAUAAUUAUAUGAUAGAAAUUUAAUUACAUAACAGUAAAACUACUUUUAUUUAUUCAAUUUUUUAUGUAUUUUUUAAAAUUUUAAUCAAAUGCUGUUUUAAAAUUUAUUUUUAUUAGAUGAGGCUUUAAGUUUGCUAUGUGUCUAUUGGUGAUUUAAAUUAAAUUGAUCUUUAUCAUAGAAUCAUUAAUAUUAAGCUGAGUUUCAAUUCAGUAGAUACUUUGUCCCUAUGAAUUUAUUUAUAAACUUAUAUAAAUAAUAUUUUGUUGAUUAAUAUAAAAACAGGGUGACAAGAAAUGACUUUGGCGCACACUUUUGACAAUUGACGAUCGAAAUGGACUAGAGGUGGCGCAGAACAGAAUUUUGCCUAUGGCAACACAACAUACUUUCACCAUUAGUGUGUGGACAGUCAUAGGAGAAAGAAGUACAUUAGUUUUUGUCUUGAUUUUCAAAUACAUUAAAGACUUAGGAAGCUAUGUGGAACUCAAAACUGCAUUAAAUAUAUCUUUUAAAGGAAGUGUCGAAGAAAUUUUAGAAAAUAAUUUUGACAGUUAAAAGAUAAAAAAUUUUAUGAAAGUUUAAAAUAUCAUAGUACAUUCCCAUACAACUAAGAAGGAAAAAAGAGUAGGGUCAAAACAUGGAACCGAGUUUCUUUAAAGAUGGCCUAUUCGAGCAUUGCAGUUGGGAAUAGUUUAUGCUUUUACCUCCAUUUAACUUUAAGUUACAACUUUUUUAUCUAUUGAUAACAGCUGCUUUAUUAAAGGAUAUAUUUAACCCUCAAGAAAUUAAAAACAUGAAGCAUAUGUGAGACAUUUGAUCUCAUCUACUUUUUUUCAAAACAUGAUUUUUUUUAUUUAUUAUUAAUUUAUAAUUUGCCUCUUUGAGCAAUUUUGAUCAUAAAUAAUUCAUUACUACCAGGGAAGAAAUGUGUCUAUAUCUGGGCUUCUAAAAAGGUUAGUCUGUGUCUCUAGUAAAACAUCUAAAAAUACAUUGAUGUCUCAACAUAGCUUAAUAAGUACUCAUGGUUCUAAUCUGAUUAAAAAAGAGUAGGCUCGAUUUACAAACAGCCUUUUUUAUGCAAUAAAGAGAUUCAUUAUUUGUGGAUUAUAAAAGCACAAAAUAUUAUCUUAUUUGUUUACCAAGAGAAAUAGAGAUGUAUAGUUAUAUCUAUAAUAUAUAAUUUUUACAAAAUUCUCUUUUGGGGAAAUUGAUAGGAAAUUGUAUGGUUAUACUGCCACAGUUAUUUCUGGUCACUCCGCAAAAUCUAAAAUAAUGAUAAAUGUUUUUCAUUUAAAUGUAUUUAGUUCAUAUGUGUUUGUUUUUAUAUUGUUUAAGGGACAAAAUAUAUGUUUUAAAAUAGUAGCUUUCAAACUUUAUGGAUCAUGCAUUUAUAGUUGAAUAUCUCACUGUAGGUCACAUUCUGAAAAUGCUUUUCAAAUCAAUAUUAUUAUUUAUAGCUUUUAAAUGUAUUAAUUAUAGACACACAUUUUAUGCCAAAAACAUCUGUUUGAAGUAGAGCUAUUGAGUUAUGUCUUAUCCUUUUUGCCAUGAGAAAGUGCCCUAUUGUAAAUAGUUGUAAAUGAUGUAGAAUGAAAAAAAAAAUUAUACUCCAGUUCUUGUACAAUUAGAUUAUAUCCUAUAUGUUGAAUAAACUCUUUUUCAACUCAC
Molecule: messenger RNA, 6734 nt
Organism: Parasteatoda tepidariorum (common house spider)
Lineage: Eukaryota; Metazoa; Arthropoda; Arachnida; Araneae; Theridiidae
Biological process (GO): signal transduction
Cellular component (GO): cytoskeleton; cytoplasm
Molecular function (GO): protein binding; GTPase activator activity
Source: RefSeq, a predicted model, not a curated record